UACGACAUGCUUAUGAUUUUUCUUUGUGUUUUUCUCAUGCAUGAAUUAUUAAUGAUUUUUGAACGCCAUUUUAAAGGAUGAAUUUGUCAUUUUUGUUGUAGAAUAUUCUUGGUUAUGACUAUCGUUCUGAUAUAUACAGCGUUGGUAUCACAGCUGUUGAACUGGCAUACGGUGUUGCACCGUACAAAAAUAUGAGUGCGACUCAGGUAGAAGCCAAUUUUAAGCGUUUUGUUACAUAAUGAAUUAGAACACACAUAAUUUAUUGCGAGCCGAGGGAGAUUUGGUAUAACAUGAUUUUACCCUAACUUUAUUUUUGCCCUCCGUCUUCCUCCCCAACUCUUUUAUUUGCUUACAGUAACUAUAUGUACCAAACUAAUUACGCUUCUGAGCUUUAAUUGAAACUUAUGAACUUGUUACUGCGGUGCUCCCUCCUUUCGUGUCCACCACGAUUUAGGAAUAUACUUUUACUCAGCAUACGUACCUGCAGCAAUUACGUCCAGUAAAAUGUUCAGAAUAAGUCGUUUUGAAAGAUGUAAUAUAUAUCACUACCUGAAAAAAUAGAAAAUAUUUCGACGCUUCGAGCAAAGGCCUUAUGCUAGUCUUUUCAAUACUUUUUAUAUUCUGUGAGACGCUGCUUUUACUGAAAUCCCACAUUAGAGAUCUGGUUAUAGAAAUAUGAUUUUACACCAUACAGACUAUUAAUUAUUGACUUGCAUAUACGUCACUAUUUUAUAUAGUAUAUAUGACGAUCUGCUGCUAUAUGAUGUUAUCAGUGUAGGGCCAUUGUUAUAUUUUUUGUGAUACGAUUUUCAAAUCUGUACAGGUUCUACUGGCCAAGUUACAAGAAAAUGACAUAACACUAGAAUCUUUUCCAGAGACAAGUGUUUCACCAAGUGGAACAUCCUCUGGUGUCUCGGAUUCAGGGUUUGGAGACAGCAUAGGUGUAAACAGCUGCGAGCAGCAUGAGAAAGCAAGAAAUAAAAAGUUUUCUUCGUUGUUUUGCCAGGUAAUGACCCAUUUAGUUCACAUUCGGAUAACUCCCGUGACUAGUAAGAUUCAACGUCAUGAUCACGUGAGCAUGGCAGUGUUCUACUGCCCUUCACCGUAAGCGAAUGAGAUGCCCACAUUGGGAUAUUAAGAUAGGGACACAGAAUAAGAACCUUACGGAAGGUCGACUUCUAUGAUGGCGUAACCGUUUCAAUGCUGUAGCCAUGUGCCUAGCCAGUGCGCUUAUUGGAGACUAGGAACAUGGCGACUGCAUUUUGAUGACGAACUGUUGCGAAUCAAAGCGACCUUCUGUAAGGUUCCUAUUUUGCCAUAAGGAACUGAGGUACUCCUAUGCAUGAAUACACAACAUUAGCCGUAAUGCUUGGGUUAAAAUGCCUUUCUGCAGUAUCUAUUAGGUAUUAUACAAAGUGUCCCCAAAAAACCCAAACUAUUGAAAUAACGUAUUGUUAGAAUUUGAAUGCCUCAGCACUCUGCUGAACCCAGAAGUGCAUAAAAACUUGGCAUAAGUAAAUUUUAUGCAUGAAGAAACUGUUUAAGAAGCUGCUUUAAAUUCCCAAGAGCAGAAAAUCGUGCGCUUUACAAAGAUAUUUUAAUUUCUUAAUAAGUCAAUAUUUAUAAUGUAUGCACCCUGUCAAUAUUUUACGCAUCUUUGCGUUCAGCUUAGUGCUAUAGGGCAUUCAAGUUCUAACAGUACGUUAUUUCAAUAGUUUUUUUUUUUUGGGACACCCUGUAUAUAGUCGUCCAUUUCAAUGGAUUAUCAUUUUUAUGCUUCGCCUUUGUUCACAGUUUGUAAAUAUUUGCUUGCAAAAAGAACCAGAUAGUCGGUAAGUAGUAUGGUUUGCAUGUGUGAAUAUUUUGAACACACUUCUUUCUUUGCGUUUUAUUAAAUUUUUUAUUUUAAUUCUUUAUUGUAGACCUUCUGCUAGUACCCUGCUGAACCAUUCCUUCUUUAAACACGUAUGUAUAGGAUGCUUUUGGCGGUUACUAUUUCAUAUCUUUUUCGUGUUUUUAAUCUCGGAACCAUGCAUGCAGUAGGAAUAUUCGGUAUACCGAUAUACCGAAAAUAUGGGAAUUGAGACAAAUAUCGGUAUAUGAGUUUUUCAGUCAUACCGAUCGAUAUAUCGGAAUUUUUCGGCGUACCGUAUCAAAUUUGCACACCAUGCAUAUGGCGAAAUCAUCAAUUUUUGUUUUAAUUAAUUGAAAAGUAAAAGUAGGCAUUUCGUGUUAAAAACAAUGUCAACACUGACAACAGUAAACGGUGUUUCCACAUUCCAAAUUAUUCAAAAUCAAAAUUUCCUUCAAAUUUCCACCAAGGAAUUUUCCUAUCUAAUUUAAAUGGCGAAAAACCGGUAUACCGAUAAUAUCGGUAUAAUUUUCCGGUAUACCAAUACAGGAAAAUUCUCAUACCGAACAUUCCUAGGAACAACUCUACAUUAGCUGGGAUAUACUGUUCAUUUAACUUCUCCACUAUUAUCAAGUUAGAAGUAUAAAGUUAAGAAUAAUUUAAGAGGGAACUAAUUUCACUCUGCUAUUUACACCCAGGAAAAAUAAAGUUCACGUCACUAUACUGUAUAUGCGCAAUGGGUGCGUGGAUCUCCCACUAAUCACAAAAAUAUGACGCACGAUUCCUGUGCAGAAUCUUGAUAGAAAAAGAUUGCAAAUACACGCAAAGCAUUCUGGUAGUCACACACCGCAUGGAAAAAACUUUAAAGUUAUUUUUGGUAUUUUAUAGAAAAACGAAAAAUAAAAUUAUCGUUUAUUUGAUUUAAAUUAUUCUUAAAAUUCUAGGAUUAUAUAAAGGUAUAAAAUUCUUUAUAUUUGCAACGUUAAUAGUUGCGCAAUAUUGUUACAACUGUCAUUUCCACACGCAAUUUUAGUUUUAAAUUGUCUACGUGCGCGCAUAGUCUCCUCCGCAGGUCGGAGAUUCGUAACCCAGCCGCGGCAGGCAGAAUUUUCUGCUUUCGCGUUUUGGAAGCAUUCACUCGAGAACAUUUCAUUCUAUAUACAGGGUGGCUGCAUGCAUGUAUUUCUAGUUUAAAAUUUAUCUAAUGCUUGGGCAACUAAAUUAGGUUAAUUAAAUGGUAAGAACGUUAGAUAUAUCUGUGUGCUGUUUAGGCUAAAAAGAAAGUGAAAGAGACUUUACCUGAACUUUUGUUACCAGUUCUGCCUGCAACGUUUGAUAACAAUGGUUAGUGUUGUUUCUUUUUUGUAUAAUCUAUUUAUAAACGUAGGGCAUUGGCGUUCAGUAUAUGGCAUGAUUGCAGAAUAUUGCGAUUCAAGUGAGCCCAGUAGCUACUGUUUAAGGUAUUUGCUCAGGCCAAAUUUCACCUCUGAAAAGUCAAAUGUAAAAACAAAAAGCUAUCAUUAUAUGCCAAGUGUCAAAGUUCAUAUUUUCUUGCAACUUAUUGGGAGAGAGCGUAUGUCUCGCGAAAGUCACGAAAUUCGACUGUCUCCUGCGAACAUUUCUGAGGUAAUCUGAGCUGUGGAUAUUACUUUUAUUCACCGGUGAAUAAUAAAAUCGUCGAGUUUUAAAGGGAGAAUUAUGGAAGUUUUCCAUUUCUUUGUUUUAUUUGACACUUGGUAUAUAAUAGAAUACUUAUUGGCUGGGACUUUCGGGAAACAGUAUGUUUUUGUGGUAGCCUCGGGUCCAUUCUCGUACCCAGAGCCCUUCUUACGCCCGGUGCGACGAGGAGCUCUGGCCAAAUCCAUAUCCGAACUGGCAUCUGAUUGGCUAUAGUUCUAACACCGGAUAUUGUUUUCUUACCAUGUUUUUACGGUAUCCGGUUAUGGAUUUGGCCAGAGCCCCUCGUCGCAUCGCGCGUAAGAAGGGCUCUGGGUACGAGAAUGCCUCUGGUCCACAAAACAUACAACCUCGUACCCAGGGCUUCUGAGCUUGUGAAACGCGGGUACGCGAGGUUGCAAAACAUACUGUUUUCCUCUGUCCCAGUCAAUAAGUAUCAAGUGUCUGUUCACUUAACUGUUGACUCGUGGAUUUGAUGCCUUUGUUACCUCAGCCUUAGUUAAAAGGUAUUAGGUUUUUUAUAGUAGGUUUUUAGAUUUCAAAUUUUUAUACAAUAAGCUUUUCAACAACUGGUCUUGCUUCAGCGCAAUAUUCUGUAUGAUUUAGAAACUAUACGUUGAACUUAUUCGAUGUGUUUUUUGGUCAUGAUUAUGUAACCUUCAUUUCCUGGUUGUUGCUUUUAGAAAUGAAAAAUGUUACACUGGUGGCGUCUGUGACAGACUCUUUUGAUAAUUUAACUAUUGGCUCAUGGAACUUCUGACUUUGUUAUUUCAGCCGUAGUUAAUAAGGCUUCACAAGGUUGGACAUAUAUUGCUGCUAGUAUAAAUACAAUACUUUCUCUACCUUGGUCUAGGUUUAUGCAAAAUAGUCAUUGGUAUCUUAUCGUCUCGUGUGUAUUUAUUAUUAUUAUUAUGACAUGUAAAAAGAAUUCUCGAUCGAUGAAAUCAUCUUAUUAUGUAGUAAGUGCCAAAGUUCAAUUUUCCUGUUUGCCGAUUGGCCAAAACCGUAUCACGUGCUGGUCCACAAAACGUGAUGUUCACUGCAUGCUUUGGUGAGGGGCAACCAAUCAACAAUGAAACAAUUAUUGACCGGUCAACAAAAAACCGGAAGUGAGGCGCGAGCUGCUCGCGUCAACCAGAACGUUUAAAGCAAAGUUUUUUUAAGAGUUUCAGCAUAUCUGCCGGUCGGUUUUAUUAGAGUUUCGGAAUAGUGAAUACCAGGUGAAUUAUUGAGACUUUGACACUUGCUAUAUAAUAAAACACUUAUUUACUGAGACGGCGAUCUCGGGGCCACAAAACACGCAACCUCGCAAGCCAGGGUCUUUUACUUCCCGGUAAAAGACCCUGGCUUGCGAGGUUGCAAAACACGCUGUACGUUUCCCUCGGUCUCAGUAAAUAAGUGAUAUAUAUCACCCGAACGGCUGACCAAAUAUGUAAUUGUUACAUCAGUGACACAAUACGAGUCUUGCCUGGUCAUGCAAAUAUGGAUAAAAAUGUUUUAAAACUUAAUAUGAUUUGAUUUAGGACUGCAGUGUUUUACUUUUAUAGUUCAGUGGCUUAGGCCUGAAAUUGUCAAGAUGUUAACAAAACGUAUUAAGGAACUAUGCUUAUAACAAUACUCAUAUAAGGGUAUAAUAGCAAUGAAUUUUCCCUAUUCAUGCAGAAGUGGCAUGCAGAAAUUUAGUACGGGGCUGCAAUGAGGUGUUAAUUUUGUUGGACCAUACAGGUGUUUUGUUGGACCAUGGCUCUAAAAUAUGUUAUUAAGGAUACAUGAAUGAUUUUGUCAAUGAAAUGAACUUGGAUAAUGGGCGAGACGUUGCGCAUUUAAAAUAUUUUCCGUAAACGCUUCAUCUUCCGAGUGAUUCCUCCCAAGCUGAUUGCAGAUUUUUGGGCACACCUUUCGAAUUUCAUCGUCGAUCCAAAUUGAUAAAUUUGAAAUUUCAACAUGGAUACCUUUUAUAAUCAGGCGUAGUAGCUAUUUUCUUCUUUAGGGAACCACAACAUUACGGCAAACAAUUACUAAAUUUAAACGUGAUAGUUCUCUCUUCGCAUUUUGAAUUAUAUGUUUACAGUAUCAACAGUAUUAUAUAUUGUUAAGCAAUCGAUUAAUUAUCUAUUCUUUAUGCUUGUAUCAAAAUCCGUGUACUUAUCUCGGUGUCCUCGCUAGUUUGGAUGCAAUGAAAUCUCUAAGUCAUUGUGCUUGAGAAACCUAUGGGCUUAUGCCUAAAUAUAUCAAUACAAGAAAUCUUCGGAUUGAUAAGGUUUCAACUACCUGAAAAAUACAAGGAGAACUUCCACGUUUCGAGCGAAAGCCAUGCAUUCGUCGCGAAGAUACAGUUGCCCACGAAGAGCUUCGCUCGAAACAUCGAAGUUCUUGUAUUUUUCAGGUAUAGUGGUUUAUUAUAUAAUAGAGAGUGAGAUACUGAAAAAUACACAGUUUGAUAUUUUCCAUAUCUUCACUAGUGAAGAUAUCGAUCACGUGACUUUUUCCAAUUUGCUUUUGAGCGUGAAAUUUCACAAUUUUUUUGCUUGGGACUAUAUAAUAAACAAAACAUUAUACGGUGGCUUGAAGAUAUGACUUUUAUCUUCUCGUGUUAAAAACAAUAUUUUACUCACUCGCUGCGCUCGUUCGUAAAAUAUUGUUUUCACCACUCGAAGAUAAAAGUCAUAUCUCCGCGCCGCCGUGUAAUAUCCUCUAUAUAUUUCUAUCAAUCUGAAGCUUUCUUUCUGUUGGCACUACCAACACUGGCGCAGACCGUUCAAGAUUAUGUCAAUAUAUGUUUUAAAUAUGUAGAAAUAUCGCUUUACGUGAGCCAAUCACAGCAAUUGGUCCAGUCGGAUGGGAAGUUAACUGAGCAAGACCUUCAACAGGAAAAUUAGCCAACCGAAAUGUGUUGAGUAACUCACUGGAUUUUGAAUAAACUAACAAACGAUAGCUCGUCUGAUCAAAGAGGAAUGGAUCAUAAAUGAGAACGAGUACGUGUUUCCUUACAGGAUCAAAUACGACACCUCGUACAGUGUGGACUAGUUCUUUAGUGUUAUCUUUUCUUGGAAGCUUGAUAAUUUGUUUCAGUUCUCCUCCUUCUGUGUAUAUAUUCACACUUUCUCCACGAGGAUAAUUCACAAUUAUUUCAUUCUCGUCAGACGUACUUAAGCAUGAACACUCUACCGAUGAAUCGUAAUGUGGAAGAGAAUAAUAAGCUUUCAAUUUGCUGUCUUUGCUGUCAAAGAAAUGCAGUCGUCCUCCGGAGGAACAUGUGAUAAUGCUUUCCUGGGUGACCUUCAUGGAAAAAUCGAUUGCAAAAUAUUCAUCUAUAGGUAGCUUGAGUUCGCGUUUGAUACUUCCAGUUGAAUUAAAUACCAACACUCUUAUGCCAUUUGCGGACGUAUCCAAACAACAGAUGCCAAGGUAAAUAUCGUCGUUAGCGUCGAUAGUCAAAGAGGAUACCGAAUACAUCAGCUGUUUUUCUUCUAAUACAUUUUCACUGAAUAACUGAAUUUCUCCGGAUCUUUUCACCACUUUGAUACUGGCUAAGCGAUUCCAUUUGCCGUCAGUAAUAAAUAUUUGUCCUUUGCUAUUUACAGCACAACUGUGGUAUCCUUCGAUAGUCAGCCUUUCAGAAAAUGUAGUUUCCCAAGUUGCUUUCAACCCACUUUUCUCCACCGUUACCAAGUUUUCAUUAUCGUCAAAGAUUGGAUGAAAAGUGUGUCCGCGCAGAUCAAUAACAGGCCAGUUCAAACAACCAACGGAUGUCUUUGUAAAUUUCGAAAUGAAUUCAAGCAGGAUAAAAUUCAACGUGGUUAUUGAUCGUGAUUUUUCGAGCCUUUUUGCUUGAUUGAGACGAGAUUUCAUUCCUCCUUUAACAUGAACAGAGAAUAUUUCCCGAACUGCAGGCAUGUUGUGUAGUUCUUCGAUAUAUAAUAAGCAAUCCUGAGCUGCGGCGUCCGGGUCUUGCAAGCCUUCAAGAAUACGACUUGCAAUGCGAAGUUUGCUAGCCAUGAUACGAUCGUCAAUGGUUAGAGCGACAUUAUUGAAUGCGCGAGUUGCUUCUUCCCGAGAUGUUCUGAACGAUUUCUUAGCAUCUAAAAGGCGUUCUUUUGAAUCAAUUUUCAGUUCUCUGAUAAUAUUUGAUAGUGUUAAGGCACUAUCCAAGAAUGAAUCUCGCUUUGAGCUGAAAGUAGCGUCUUCUGAUUCCCCUCCAUCAUUGCCUGGUUCUACAUCAGACACUCUUGAAUUGUUUGUGUACUUAUCCUGAAGGCACAAGUUUAGUCUACAGAUUCCCUCUUUAAAGAAACUAAAACUGCUUAAUAAGUCUUUCCUCGCUAAGCCUUCGAGUCUACACUUAAUAUCAUCGAGUUCUCUAACAAUUAGUUUUCUAAAUUUUUCGUCCGUCAAGUCACCUUCACUGAGCCGACCUGCGGUAACAUCGCGAAUCUUAUCACAUAGUAUCCCGACUGUAAAGUUGAGAAAGCUUGUUAUAAAACCAGACAUGUUUAUCUCUAGGCGUAAAGCCUUCAAU
Paramuricea clavata is the source of this 8048-nucleotide messenger RNA. NCBI's taxonomy places the organism in Eukaryota, Metazoa, Cnidaria, Anthozoa, Malacalcyonacea, Plexauridae. The record is from the annotation of a GenBank genome assembly.